AUGCCUCUUGUCCCUCCUCCCGCUUCCUCUUCUCCUCUUUUAGCCAGCAGCCGUGUGGCCCCGCCUACUGUGAGCUCCGUUUCGUUCCACACUGAAGAAGCUGGUGCAACGGCAACAGCAGCCGAUUUCCGUGUUGCUGCUGAUUCAUUGGAAGCAGCAGCAGUAGCAGCUCCCAGGCCUUCUCAUUCUUCAGAGUCCGCCGUACAAACUGAGGGAGAAAAGCAGCAGCUAAACCCACGGUUGAGCCCUGUGUCAGCAAUCCGUUUGGAGCAACAGCAGCGUGAGGGGCAAAUGACGCAAGAACAACUCUCUUCCCAGGCGCAAGAUCCGCAACAGCAGCAGAACGAGGACGGCGAGGGAUUCUUACAAUGCAGUAAGCGCCGUCGUUUUUCGGUGGAACGAAGCGAAUCAACGUGUAUCUUGCCCAGUGGGCAGAUUACUGCGGUCAUUCCUGCAAAUGCUUCUAUUCAAACGACGAGCACCAGUGAUGGAGGCGAGGUGCAGCGACAGCAAAGCCAGCAGCACAUGGACAGUGAUGCACGAAUGGAAGAUCUAGACUUCAGCAGCCACAGGAAGAGAAAAAGAGGGGGAGAGUGCAGUGCGAGACUGCUGCUGAUGCUGCAGCCGAAUGCAUCUACUGCAGACGCCGCAUUGCUAGACGUGUUGGGCACGGCACUUACAGCAGAGGAGACGCGUGAGCUGCGCAUGCAGCAACAGAAAGAGGCAGAAGCAGCAGCCGCAGCAGCUGCUGCGGCAGAGGCAGCGGCACGGGAAAGAACAGCUGCCGCCGCUGCAGCGGAGGCAGCAGCAGUUCGAGCAAAGGCAGCAGCAGAAGCUGAAGAGGUGGCCGCACGUGCCAAGGCACAAGCAGAAGCCUCACAGGCUGCAAUGGCUGCUGCAGCUGCUACUUCAUCUAGAACAACAGAGGGGCCGGAGAAUACGCUCCUUCAGGCAGGAAUGGCAGCAGCGGGUGCAGCCCGUACUGCAGCGGGUGGUACUCCACUGUUUGCAGCUACGAGGCAGUCUGAGCCCCAGCAGCAACUGGCGCAGCACCUGCUGCAGCAGCAGCAACCGCAGCAGCAGCAGCAACCGCAGCCACAGCAGCAACCGCAGCCACAGCAGCAACCGCAGCCACAGCAGCCACAGGAAAAGCAGAUACAACAGGUGCAGCAUCCACCGUCACAGCAGCAGCAGCCAGAGGGACAAAAGCCGCAGGGAACUGUCGGUAAUACUCCAGGCCUUGGGGACGUGGGCGCCGUGCAGGGCCGGCCCAAGUUGCGCAUCCGCAGAGCGAAUGGGGUUGUACCGUCAUCGACAGCUGCGGGUACCGGCACUGCGGCAGCACCGCAGCAGACGGUAGAUUUACAGCAGCAACAACAGCAACAGCAGCCACAUUUUGUGCCCCAGAUACCCUCACUGGGGCAACACGCGCCUCUGCAGCAGCAGAUGGACGUGCAGGGGUCAGUCUUCCAGCCUUCUCAGGUCCAGCAGCACCAGCAGUAUGCUCAGCAGCCGCAACUGCCACAGCAAGUACAGCAACACCAGCCACCUGCUGACGGGCUGGGUCUUGGAUUGGCGGAAUUCGGCCCCACGAAGGUUCCCGACGCCUCUGAUGCAGGUGAGGCGUGUUGCAGUGUGAUGCGGGGAAUCUUAGCCCCACGAAGGUUCCCGACGCCUCUGAUGCAGGCAACAAUCCCUUUGCCUUCGUCGCUGGGCGGGGACGAGGCCGGGGAGGCCGUAGGGGCGGCAUGCGGCGUCGUUAAGGGGGCGCGUGAAAUGAAGUUGUGUUUGCACAUAGUUUGGUGGUGCGAGCGGAUGACUGUGGUAUCUCCGAGUGGGGCUCGAACAGUGAGGCGUGCACACACUCAUGGUGGAACGGGCGGGCUUUUACGUGUCGUCCGCAACCUCGCCCGUACCUUCCAGGUGUAA
Messenger RNA from Eimeria mitis, 1929 nucleotides. RefSeq lists its product as uncharacterized. The record is from RefSeq and is a predicted model, not a curated record. Lineage: Eukaryota; Apicomplexa; Conoidasida; Eucoccidiorida; Eimeriidae.